GUCGUGUGUGUGUGUGUGUGUGUGGGUGGCAAAGUCCAAAACUCCCAGUUCCGGAAUGGUUCUUAAAGUUCAGUUCCGCAAGCCAUAAGGUGAAACAUGAGCAAGGGCUUCUUCAACAACCACCGUUGUCAGAAGAUAAGACGUAGAUGUAGAAAAACAUAGAGAGAUUUAGGAAAGUUGGCUUUGUUGCUAUUGAAGGUUUUUUCACGGUGGAGGAAUGUGAUUUUCUGAGAGCACGCAUAUCAGAGAUUAUUGAUGAGAUGGAUGUCCCUCGACACCUUCGUACUGAAUUCUCAACUCAGGAAGCGGAGCAGAUUAAAGCACAGGGAAGCACAGAUUACUUCCUGACUAGUGGGGACAAAAUUCGAUUCUUCUUUGAAAGUGGAGUGUUUGACAGCAAAGGUGACUUUCUAAAACCGAAAGAAAAAUCCUUAAAUAAAAUUGGUCAUGCACUUCAUGCCUUGGAACCUGCAUUCAAAAAUCUCACAUAUUCACUCAAAGUGCAGAAAGUGGCCCAGAAGUUAGGACUACAGGAACCUGUCAUUGUGCAGAGUAUGUACAUCUUUAAGCAACCAAGGAUUGGGGGUGAAGUAACCCCUCAUCAGGAUGCCACUUUCCUAUAUACGGAACCUCCUGGGAAUGUCAUAGGUUUUUGGAUUGCACUGGAGGAUGCAACUGAGGAGAACAGCUGUCUUUGGUUCAUCCCAGGUUCCCACAGAGCUCCUAUUACACGAAGGAUGGUGCGUAGCCCAAAAGGAGAGUUUCCUCUGAUCAAAUUUAUUGGACAGGAAUCUAAUUAUCCAGAUAACGAAUUCAUCUCUGUUCCAGUUAAGAAAGGUGGCCUUAUCCUAAUUCAUGGACAAGUUGUGCACAAAAGUUCUUUAAACAUGUCAGAUAAAUCACGUCAUGCCUACACUUUCCACAUAAUGGAAUCCCGAGGUACUCAUUGGAGUGAGGAGAACUGGUUGCAGCCCACUCCAGAACUCCCGUUCCCACUUCUCUACACUUAAACGUUAUUUUAGCCACUGGGAAUGGAAUAUAGAUAAGAAUUGAGAUGAAAGGUGAAUUGCUGCUCUGUUAAUUCCAAAGUACAAUCUUUUUAAAAUUGUAUUCCAUAUGAAACAUGAACACCUUUGGUGUUGUGAGCACAUUUACUAAAUAUUCUCCUGUUGUAUUACUUACAGAUAAAUGUAAAAUAAAUUAAGUUCCUGGGA
Molecule: messenger RNA, 1214 nt
Organism: Pristis pectinata (smalltooth sawfish)
Lineage: Eukaryota; Metazoa; Chordata; Chondrichthyes; Rhinopristiformes; Pristidae
Gene: phyhd1
Product: phytanoyl-CoA dioxygenase domain containing 1
Exons: 11
Coding region: 261-1010 (249 amino acids)
Source: RefSeq, a predicted model, not a curated record